UCCCUCUCUGGCUUCUUAUACCGCCGAUAGCAGCGAGCUGCAGAACUGAGCUGGCGGCCCCGCGAAGCUUCUCCCGGGCCAGACCCGGGGCUCUCACCGCUGCAGCUGCGCUGGACCCCAGCACACGGGAGGCGCUCCUCGCGCAGUAAUGGAGAAAACUUGCACAGUUAUGCUUCCUCUUACAAUGAAUUCUUCAGAAAAUCGAGAGAAUGUCUGCAUUUUUGGAACAGGGGAUUUUGGAAGAUCACUUGGAUUGAAAAUGCUCCAGUGUGGUUAUUCUGUUGUGUUUGGAAGUCGAAACCCCAGGACAUCCAGGCUGCUACCCAAUGGUGCCGAGGUCCUGAGCUAUUCAGAAGCAGCCCAGAAGUCUGACAUCAUACUGAUCGCAAUCCACAGAGAGCAUUAUGAAUUUCUCACAGAACUAAUUGAGGUUCUCAAGGGGAAAAUAUUGGUAGAUGUCAGCAACAACCUCAAAAUCAAUCAGUAUCCAGAAUCUAAUGCAGAAUACCUUGCUCAGUUGGUGCCAGGAGCCCACGUAGUAAAAGCAUUUAACACCAUCUCAGCCUGGGCUCUCCAGUCAGGAGCGCUGGAUGCAAGUCGGCAGGUGUUUAUCUGUGGAAAUGACAGCAAAGCCAAGCAAAGAGUGGUGGACAUUGUUCGAACACUUGGACUUACUCCAUUGGAUCGAGGAUCUCUCUCGGCAGCCACCGAAAUUGAAAACUACCCCCUGCAACUAUUUCCCAUGUGGAGGUUCCCCUUCUAUUUGUCUGCUGCACUCUGUCUCUUCUUCUUUAUCUACUGUGUUAUAAGAGAAGUAAUCUACCCCUAUGUUCAGGAGAAAGAAGACAGCACUUUUCGCAUGGCCAUUUCCAUUCCAAAUCGUGUCUUCCCGAUAACGGCACUGACCCUGCUUGCUUUGGUUUACCUUCCUGGUGUCAUUGCUGCCAUCCUGCAGCUGUACCGGGGUACGAAAUACCAACGAUUCCCAGACUGGCUCGACCACUGGAUGCUUUGCAGAAAGCAGCUUGGCUUGGUAGCUCUGGGAUUUGCCUUCCUUCACGCAAUCUACACGCUUGUGAUUCCUAUUCGUUAUUAUGUCCGAUGGAGGAUCAGAAACACAACCAUUACCCAGGUGAUCACCAAGAAAGAUAAUCCAUUUAUUACCUCUAUGGCCUGGCUUAGUGAUUCAUAUGUGUCUUUGGGAAUCCUUGGAUUUUUUCUGUUUGUGCUCUUGGGAAUCACUUCCUUACCAUCAGUUAGUAACAUGAUGAACUGGAGAGAGUUCCGGUUUGUCCAGUCCAAACUGGGUUAUUUGACCCUGAUCUUAUGCACAGCCCACACCCUGGUGUACGGCGGGAGGAAAUUCCUCAGCUCUUCAAUUCUUAGAUGGUACCUUCCUUCAGCCUAUGUCUUAGCACUUAUCAUUCCCAGCACAGUGCUGGUGAUCAAGUUUAUCCUCAUCAUGCCAUGUAUAAACAAGACCCUUAUGCGGAUCCGACAGGGCUGGGAAAGGAACUCAAAAUACUCAAAAUCAGCACUGAAUGGAAAAUCAGAUAUUUAAAGGAAAGUUGAAUUUACUUGGGUUUUUUCGAACUGUGGUAUUGAAUGUUUAGAGAAGAAUAAUGGGUACAGGUAAAAGAAGCUCUUUUUCUCUCACUAUGGCCUGAAGUGUGUCAACACAGAAGAAAAUGUUGCUGACUAAUAAAUUAACAGAUUGGAAGAGAACACCAUUCUGUCUUAAGUCAUUGAUGUAUCAUUGUGGGUCCUUCCUCUGUUCUGCAGAGGCCAUGGGGCUGCCAUCAGAUUAGCUUUGUGGUUUCACAUUAAGAAGUUUCUUUGCUGUGGGCAACAUGCAUGAUCUAAUGUCUUGCACAAUCCAGAAAAGUACACAUAACUUCCUCCUUAGAUUUAAGUGCUGAGUUAAAGAAAAGAAAAAGAAAGAGGAAAGAGAAAGUAGCGCCAUGGUGGCCACUGAAUUUUGCACAAUAUGUCUGAAGAAUAGGCCCAAACAGAGUAAAAAGAAUGAAAUUUUUUGUGUGCUUUUUGGAAGCAAAAUGGUGGUCAUAAAUAUUGCCCUAGUGUUUUUUGUUUUCUGUUUUGGUUUUUUUUACAGUGCUAUGGCAAACCCAGGACCUUGCACAUGCUAGGCAGGCACCCUACCACUCCAACUCUGCCACAGUGAAAUCUAUACUUAAGUGUCUCCCUUCAUUUUGUUUUUAACAAUACAGAUAUCUACUAUGGAAAACUAUUUUGGAACAAAACAAAAAUGUUGCGUUUGAUUGGAAGCAACCAUGCCCUGGAUAUAUGCAAAUUUAUAUAGUUGUUUUAGUUUGUUUUUUCACCUCUGUGACCAAAAGACCUGCCAAGGACAAUUUUAAUGGAGGAAAAGUUUAUUUGGGGGCUCACCAUUUCAGAAGUCUCAGUCCAUAGGUGAUCAGCUCCAUU
This is a messenger RNA of Sciurus carolinensis (gray squirrel), 2445 nucleotides long. RefSeq names its product STEAP4 metalloreductase (gene Steap4). The record is from RefSeq and is a predicted model, not a curated record. Gene Ontology annotation, cellular component: endosome; plasma membrane. Gene Ontology annotation, biological process: copper ion import. The transcript has 5 exons. NCBI's taxonomy places the organism in Eukaryota, Metazoa, Chordata, Mammalia, Rodentia, Sciuridae. Bases 149 to 1561 code for a protein of 470 amino acids. Gene Ontology annotation, molecular function: ferric-chelate reductase (NADPH) activity; cupric reductase (NADH) activity.